Penicillium crustosum is the source of this 1056-nucleotide messenger RNA. Its product is annotated as Ty1/Copia family ribonuclease HI. The record is from RefSeq and is a predicted model, not a curated record. The transcript has a single exon. NCBI's taxonomy places the organism in Eukaryota, Fungi, Ascomycota, Eurotiomycetes, Eurotiales, Aspergillaceae. The coding region runs from base 1 to 1056 and encodes 351 amino acids.
AUGCCCGAAGGAUUCACGGAUGGAGAGAGCUGCCGGAAGCUGAAUAAGGCUCUUUAUGGUUUGCGGAAGUCCCCGAGACUCUGGCAACAAGAAGCUACCCGAGUACUCGAAGAACUUGGCUUCCAGGCCGUUCCAGAAGACCUCUGCCUUUUCACCCGCAGCGGCAUCAUAGCCUUCUUCUAUGUAGACGACAUCGUCAUCGUCUACCAUCGCUCGAAGUCUGGCGAGGCCAGUCAGCUCCGCACGCAGCUCCAGAAGCACUGGGAGCUUCGCGAUAUGGGAGAAGCCACCUGGUUUCUUGGGAUUCGAAUCCUGCGCGACUGGCAAAAUCAUAAGCUCUGGCUCUGCCAAGACUCCUACUUCUCAUCGGUAGCUGCAUGCUAUCAUCUUUCCAGUGGUCGGAAAUAUCUCUCACCACUGCCCGUGGAACGUAUGGCUUCGUUCACAGGCCAGGCUACAGCCUCACAGAUCCACGAAUAUCAGCAAAAGGUCGGAUCCGCUCUAUACGGGACCAUCAUCACCCGUCCAGAUGCUGCGAAGUCUGCGAGCCACUUGGCCGAAUUCCUCACUAAUCCCGGACCUCAACACCUUGAAGCAGCCGACCGGCUCAUCCGUUACCUCGACUCCACUCGUUACUUUGCCCUCGAGUACCAUCCAAUGCAUGACCUCGAGCCUGCCCUUCAAUUUGUUAGCGACGCAUCAUUCGGCGACCACACGGACCGCAAGAGCUCGGAAGGAUACCUCUGCAGGCUGUUCGGCGGGGCAGUCGACUGGAAAGCUGGAAAGCAAAGGACCGUGACAACUUCUACCACAGAAGCAGAGCUGCUAGCCCUAUCCGAGGCAGCGAAAUCAGCUCUUUGGCGGAAACGUCUACUCGCCGCAGUCAAUCUCGUAUACCAGAACUCAGAAGCGAUGGAAAGUCAGUGCGAUAACGCCCAGACCGUCGGCCUUCUCACCAAGGAGACGCCUCAACUCAGUACUAAGCUUCGCCAUGUUGAUAUUCACAAUCACUGGCUUCGGCAGGCCGUCCAAGCCGGAGAAAUUGCUAUCCGCUAG